CCACGAGCCACGACACCCAUUUACAAAAAAAAAAAAAUCAUAAUUUUCUAAAAUUUUAUUUUCUUCUAUCUCUGUGGCGUCUAAAAAUUUUUGAUAUACUCCACCCUCCCCUCCAAACCCCUUACCCCUCAAAACCCUAACCCUAUGCCCUUCCAACAAUUCCCACCCAAAAUCGAUCAAAAUUUUUCAGGGGGAGGCCGAGGCGGAAGUCGAAGCAAUGGUCAUUGUGGAUUCUAGAGACCAAGCCCUUUCUCUCCUCACCGCCGCGAAUAACCACGCCGAUUUGGCGGUGAAGCUGUCGUCUCUUAAACAGGCCAAGGAUAUUCUUUCCUCUCUCGAUUCAUCUUUUGCUGCCGACCUCUUCCCUUACCUCGCUGACCUCCAGCGUUCUCCUUACAGUCUCGUUAGAAAAUUUCUUAUCGAGAUAAUUGAAGAUAUUGCAUUAAAAGCGAUAGAUCAUUGUUCUAUACUAGUACCUGUGUUAGUAGCAUUUUUGAGGGAUGCUGACUCCGAUGUUGUGCGUCAAUCUAUUGCUUGUGGCAGAAAUUUCUUCUGUAACGUUUUGGAAGAAAUGGUGUUACAGUUUCAGCAGCAUGGCAAAGUUGACCGGUGGCUUGAAGAACUAUGGACGUGGAUGGUUAGGUUCAAGGAAGGCGUGUUUUCCAUUGCAUUGGAGCCUGGUCCGGUUGGGACAAAGUUGCUGGCGCUGAAAUUUUUGGAGACAUAUGUCUUACUUUUUACAGCUGACAACGUUGAUUCUGAAAAAUUUGUUGAAGUUACCAGAGGAAGUGGAUGGACUUUUAAUGUAUCAUGGCUAAGUGGUGGUCAUCCUAUUUUGGAUCCAGUUGCGCUAACAACAGAUGCAAACAGGACUCUUUUCGUUUUACUGGACAUGUUGCAAUCAGCCAAUAGUCUCCCUGGCUGUGUAACAAUCACUGUUGUCUAUUGUCUAGCUGCCAUAGCAAGGAAGAGACCCCUCCACUAUGGUACUGUUCUGUCUUCACUGCUCGAUUUUAAUGCAAACUUUGAGACAAUGAGGGGAUUGCAUAAUGCCAAUAUUCAGUAUUCCUUGAGAACUGCAUUUUUGGGAUUCCUGAGAUGUACUUAUCCAGCUAUUGUAGAGUCAAGAGACAGAUUGCUUAGAGUUCUACGAGCAAUGAAUGCUGGGGAUGCUGCUGAUCAGGUCAUCAGACAGGUUGAAAAGAUGAUAAAAAAUAGUGAGCGUUCUUCACGGGAAACUCAGUCAGGCAGGGAUGAUCAAUCGUCAAGCCAAGCAUAUGUUUUAGGGGACUUGUCAAAGAAAAGAUCUAUGCCUCAGGAUAAUGAAGAACUAACAAAUAGUUUCGAGAUUGUGUCCAAGCGAAUUCGCUCUGGUCCCAAUUCCCACUCAAUGUCACCCACUCAAAUAAAUGAUUCUGGGCAGGAUAUUGCUUCUGUUAAUGGCCUGUCUCCUAAUCUGCCUCUUUCGGAUGGUAAUUUAACUCCUGUUGAGCAAAUGAUUGCAAUGAUUGGUGCUUUACUUGCUGAAGGAGAAAGAGGUGCUGAAUCUCUUGAAAUUCUUAUUUCAAAAAUUCAUCCUGAUCUACUGGCUGAUAUUGUCAUCACAAAUAUGAGGCACUUGCCUAAAAGUCCUCCUUCAUUAACAAGGCUUGGGGCAUUGCCUAUAACUCAACAAGCCAUUUAUGUAAAUAGUCCAACUCAAGCUGUGCCACCUCCUGCUCCAAAUUCUCUGCACCCUCCUGUUUCCACAGCACAAUUGCCCUUUAGUUCAGCUGCCACAACCAGCUCAUCAAUAUCGAAUACAUCCGCUGCCAAUAAUUCUCCUGCAGAUGCCAAACGUGACCCAAGAAGGGAUCCCCGUCGCCUAGAUCCACGACGGGCUGCUGUAUCUGUUGGAGUGCCAUCUCCACCUGUUCUGGAGGAGGAUACUGGCACUGCAAUGGCUGAGUUUGAUGGUUCUAUUUCUAGCAAGCCUCUUUCAGUGCCAGUUGUUGAAAAUCCUCCUGUGCAUUCAAUGUCUAACAUCCGAAGUGAUGAUAAGAUGGUAGAAGGUCCAAUGGUUUCUGGUGUUCAGCAACCAGCUCCUGAAGGGGAUGUUCUGGGUGGUGCGGAAGACAUUGUUCCCAUGCUAGAGGUCAAGGCUUCUUCCAAUCCUGCACUUUCUCCAUCUCAUAUGGUUGAUGAAGAUUCAGCUGAAAUGAAGGCAGAUGCUAAGGUGAAAUAUGAGACUGAUGCAUCAUCUUUUCCAGAGUCUGAUCAGAAUUUCCCGGCUUCUAUAAGCAUAUCGUCUUUGGAUGAAACUGGUCAGGAUUUACCUGUGUUACCACUAUAUGUUGAGCUAACUGAAGAGCAGAAAAGAAAUGUGAGAAAAUCAGCAGUUCAGCAGAUCGCUGAAUCAUACCUGCAUCUUCAUUGGUCAGACGGUAACCAAAUGCACAUGGCAUUACUUGCUCGGCUGGUUGGUCAGAUUGAUGCUGAUGAUGACAUUGUUGUCAUGUUGGGAAAACAAAUUGUUGUGGAUUAUCAACAACAAAAGGGUCACGAGAUUGUAUUGCAAGUUCUCUACCAUCUAUAUUCUCUCACCGUUUCAAAUUCCAUUGAUAACUCUUCAUAUUCUGCUGUGCUUUAUGAAAAAUUUCUCCUGGCAGUGGUCAAAUCUUUGCUGGAAGCUUUUCCAGCCUCAGACAAGUCAGUUAGCAGACUUCUUGGUGAAGUUCCAUUUCUGCCUGACUCUGCGUUGAAACUGUUAGAUGAUCUCUGCUAUUCUGAUGUGUUUGAUGUUACUGGGAAAGAGAUUCGUGAUGCUGAGCGUGUGACACAGGGCCUUGGUGUGGUGUGGAGUUUAAUUUUGGGACGUCCAAAUAAUCGUCAAGUCUGCUUAGGUAUAGCAUUGAAGUGUGCCGUUCAUUCUCAAGAUGACAUUCGAGGCAAAGCUAUCCGGCUGGUAGCAAACAAACUUUAUCAGCUGAGCUACAUAUCCGGGGAAAUUGAGCAAUUUGCAACAAAUAUGUUGCUGUCUGCUGUGGAUCAACAUGCUGCAGGUGCAGUGCUUUUAAAGUCUGGAUCCAUUGAUGAAAGAGACGAAAGGGAGGUUGGAAGCAGGGACACAUCUACUAGUGGCUCCCAACUUUUAGAGCCCAGAGCUUCUGAAAUUGACUCCAUGAAUACAGAAUCAACAAGUAAUAGUGCUUCAGUAGUGUCUUUUCCUGAAGCUCAGAGACUCAUUUCUCUGUUUUUUGCUUUAUGCACAAAGAAGCCUAGUCUUCUUCAACUUUCAUUUGAUAUUUAUGGGCGAGCACCAAAAAUUGUAAAGCAGGCUUUUCAUCGCCAUAUCCCUAUUGUAAUAAGAGCCUUAGGUCAGUCUUAUUCCCAGUUGCUCCUAAUAAUAUCUGACCCGCCACAAGGAAGUGAAAAUCUUUUGACACUGGUGCUGCAAAUACUGACUCAAGAGACAACUCCUUCUCCUGAUUUAGUAGCUACUGUGAAGCAUUUAUAUGAAACUAAGCUGAAGGAUGCUACCAUCCUUAUUCCAAUGUUAUCAUCGCUUUCCAAGAAUGAGGUGUUACCUAUUUUCCCUCGGCUUGUUGACCUUCCAUUGGAAAAGUUCCAGCUUGCACUGGCUCACAUAUUACAGGGUUCAGCUCAUACUGGACCUGCCUUGACCCCUGCCGAAGUGUUGGUUGCCAUCCAUGACAUCAUUCCUGAAAAAGGUGGCCCUCCACUCAAAAAGAUAACAGAUGCUUGCUCAGCUUGUUUUGAACAGCGCACGGUUUUCACACAGCAGGUCUUAGCAAAGGCCUUGAAUCAGAUGGUUGAUCAGAUCCCCCUUCCUCUACUUUUCAUGAGAACAGUUAUUCAGGCAAUUGAUGCUUUUCCUACCCUGGUUGAUUUUGUCAUGGAAAUCCUAUCCAAACUUGUGAGUAAACAGGUCUGGAGAAUGCCAAAGUUGUGGGUUGGGUUCUUGAAGUGUGUGGCUCAGACACAACCACAUUCUUUUCCUGUAUUGUUACAGUUACCCCCGCCACAGCUUGAAAGUGCACUGAAUAAAUAUGGUAGUCUCAGAAGUUCCCUAGCUGCCUAUGCAAGCCAACCGACCACAAAAGGUUCACUGCCUAGGUCAACACUUGCUGUUCUUGGUCUUGCAAAUGAUUCACAUAUGCAGCAACCACAUCUGUCAACCUUGCAUCCUACAGACAAUUCUUCAGUUCAGGGAGCAACUCUGACAUGAUAAUUCAAAGCUGUUCAGAUUUUAAAAAUUGACCAGCUGCACCUCAAGCACUUAACGUGGAUUUGAUCACCAAGUCAGUCCCCAUGCAAGGGUUUGAUUCACCAAGGAAUGUAAGAAUGGGUGUAUCAUAUGACCGUGGUUCAAUCCGUUUAUGACAACUCUGAUAACUAGUUGCUCAUGAUACAGCAUUUCUAGCAAGGGGAGUCACCAUUCAAGAGGAUAUGUCCCUUCCCUCCACUUGCUUUGAAAAUUGUACCAUAGCUUCCUUCACAUUAGUCCUAUUUCUUCUUUGAAAAUUUGAGAAUACCUUCCCCCAAUUUUCUGGCAUAUGUAAUUAACGUGUAUUAUAUUGGGGUUGAUAGACCUCCAACGCGCAUAGGGUCAUAAUCGGUGGUUCCCUUGUUUCGGCCUGGGGACCCUGUAUUCUCAAUAACAAUGAAUCUUAGGUUGAGCUCGAUUUUAAAGGAAAAAUGAAUGUCAAAACGUCAAUUGGCUCAAGCCUAGUAAUAUAAAGGGAUAAGUUGUCA
Molecule: messenger RNA, 4755 nt
Organism: Durio zibethinus
Lineage: Eukaryota; Viridiplantae; Streptophyta; Magnoliopsida; Malvales; Malvaceae
Source: RefSeq, a predicted model, not a curated record